AUGACAACCCCCAGCCGAGGAACAGUGUUUUCGACGCGCGCCUCUUUGCGGCAGACACGAACUGGAUCACCCUCCCCGAACCCCCAGCCUCAACCCACUGCUGAAGCUAAAGACCUUGCCGACUUGGAAAUAAACUUGACUAUCCAGCUGGAACUGCGGGCUCAACUCCAAGAAGAGCCAGAGACUGACGAGAGCAAGGCUAUUCUCAUCGAGACCAAUGACAAGAUCUGCGACAUUGUUAGGGACAUGGACAGGAUUAGAGCUUCUCGUGGUUCCCCGAUGUACGCGGGCUUUUGGGGCACGGCGGAUGGGGGGCGAUCUCCAGCUGGCACUGCUACAGCACAACAACGAGCACGUCAACAGGGCAAUCAAGUUCGUCAACAACAGACACAGAGGGGGCUAAACCCCCAACAACACCCUCCUCAACGGCAACAGCAGCAACAGCAUCAGCAACAGGGGCAACAACGGCCUCUACAAGGUUUAUACCAGCAAGAACAAGAAAACCUUCAACAACUCCCCCAGCAACAUGAGUCCCGACUCGACGGUUCCGAAGACGCCCAAAACUCUUUCAGCGGGUUUGUUCCUCGGGAGCGGAAGCGCUCAAUCGGUACCAGCUUAGGCAAUGAUGCUCUCAAUGAUACCAGACGUAGUUCAAAGCGUACGGCUUCUGGAAGCGGUACUUCCUCUCAUUCGGCAUUCUCGGAUCCCUUCAAUGCCAGCACCUUCGCAGGCAACGGCAUUGACCCCUUCGACGACAACUUCGGCUUUGGCAACGGCUUCGACUCUGGCCCAUUGAUCGACCUCACCGAUGAUGUCGAUGUGGACGCCCUGCUUGGGCAACAGUUCGCGCAAGCUACUUCAACAUCUUCAGCGACCUUGACUCCAACCUCGCCGUUUGCUCCUUAUCAGAGUAAUCAGGUAUCGUACCAUGGCCCUCAAGCUGGCAUACCGCACAGCACGAGCUUGCCGGCCCCUCAACUUCCUGCUCCUGCUCCUCAGCUCUACAACACGCCGGACUUGAUGCCUGACAUAAAUGAUAUCUGGAAUGGUCCUUUUCACAACCCUGCGGUCUCUAGCAGAUCGGGUACGUCACGCUCGUCUCGACCAGCUCGGCCUCAGCUCUCAAGCUCUUCCAAUAGUAUCUUCUCUUCGGAUAACAGAUCUCUGGCCUUUCCUAGUUUACCCGGUGGCCUGGUGACCGUCGAUAGCUCGCGGCCGGGCACAUUAAUCAAUGGGGACUACUAUGCGCCGAAUAACUCGGGCUCUAGCAGAGUACACAUACCAUCGCUGACCGACGUAAUCAGUCGGACUGCUACCUACGAUUUCAGCUCCAUGACUGAUGUAUGGGGGAAUCCAUUAGACGAGAGGCUGACGACGCUCGGUCUGGAUGAUCCCUUGAAGAGAGAGGACGAGAUCAGUAAGCUGCUAUCCAACAUCCGGCCAGAUGAGGAUAUACCACCGGAGGAACGCGGAGACACACCACCAGAUUUGAAGUACCCCCUCUAUCCACACCAGCAGUUGGCACUCAAGUGGAUGACUGAUAUGGAAGGGGGCCACAACCGGGGUGGAAUUCUUGCCGAUGAUAUGGGCCUGGGGAAAACGAUUUCGACGUUGGCACUCAUGGCUAGCCGCAGAGCUCCGGAGGGUGAAGUGGCAACCAACCUAAUCGUUGGCCCCGUGGCUUUGAUCAAGCAAUGGGAACUUGAGAUCCAAAACAAGAUGAAAGAGGACCGCCGCAUGAAUGUCUAUCUCUAUCACGGCGGGUCAAAAAAGAAGCCUUGGACGGAACUCCAGAAGUACGACGUCGUGCUAACCACCUACGGUACCCUGACUGCUCAAUUCAAGAAACACCAUCAUUAUCUCGAGAAAAAUGCCGAGAGCCUGAAUGGGUUGGAUGAGCAAGCUGAGAAGCGAUAUCGGCUCGAGUGCCCGAUGCUUCAUCCUAGCACCAAGUUUUUCCGCGUCAUUUUAGACGAAGCCCAAUGUGUCAAGAACGCCAAUACAAUGCAGAGUCGAGCUGUCCGCCAGGUUCGAGCGACUUACCGAUGGUGUCUGACUGGAACGCCCAUGAUGAACAGUGUUUCGGAGCUUUCCUCUCUGCUGCGUUUCCUGCAAAUCAAACCUUUCUGUGACGAGAAGAAAUUCAAAGAAGCCUUCGCAUCUUUGGACCACAAGUACAACGGACGCGACAUUGAAAAGAGCACGGCCAUGAAACAGUUACAGGCUUUGUUGAAAGCCAUAAUGCUGAGGCGCAUGAAGACUACGGUGAUAGACGGCAAUCCCAUUCUGAACCUGCCUCCGAAGUCCCUGUACACUGAGCACGUUGAGUUCUCCGAAGGCGAGCUUGAAUUCUACAAGAAUCUGCAAGAGAAGUCCCAGGUCAUCUACGGCAGAUAUGUGAGAAAUAACACGGUGGGCAAGAAUUACUCAAACAUUCUCGUCCUUCUCUUGCGACUCAGACAAGCCUGCUGUCACCCGCAUCUCACCGACUUUGAGGCUAACCCCAAGAAUCAUCUGGCCGAAGCUACAAUGAUUGAGCUGGCGAAGACCCUGGAGCCUGUCGUCAUUGACAGGAUCAAGCAAAUCAAGGCAUUCGAAUGCCCUAUAUGCUACGAUGCGGUCAUAGACCCUACCAUCCUACUUCCCUGCGGUCAUGAUAUUUGCGCGGACUGCUUUUCCUCGUUGACUGACCAAUCCGCUAUGAACGGAAUCCGAAACGGACAGGACGGAGCGAAUGUCGCCAAAUGUCCGGUUUGCCGUGGCCCCGCUGACCAUACAAGGGUGACCAAUUACACGUCUUUCCAGGCUGCUCAUAUGCCUGAAGCCCUGGAGAAGUUGGACAACGAUGAUGCUGAUUCUCUUGUCGGUGAUGGAUCAGACACGUCGGAUGGGUCGCUGGGCAGUCUCAGUGGGGAGAAGAAGCGUAAAGCAAAGAGCGAAGGGAAACGUCCUACAAAGGUUAAGCCGGAAGAGAAGGAGGACUGGAAGCCGACCGUUUUUGACCAACUGCGCAAAGAAGCAAACGCCAGCAGAAACCAGGACGCACGAGAUCGCCUACUCCAGUACACUUGGGACCAUUGGCAAGACUCGGCCAAAGUAAGUCGAGUGACCGAACUGGUUGAUCAGUUUCAGCAGUUCAACGAGAAGGCCAUCAUCUUUUCGCAGUGGACGUCUCAUCUCGAUCUCAUUGAGUGCUCUCUCAAGUUUAAGCUCAACAUCAAGUACCGUCGCUAUACAGGUAAUAUGUCCAGAUCCCAACGCGAUAAUGCCAUCCAGGCGUUUGUCGAAGAUCCUGACGUCAAGGUAUUACUGGUCUCUCUCAAAGCCGGAAAUGCGGGCCUCAAUUUGACUGUUGCUUCGCGCGUCAUUGUUUGUGAUCCCUUUUGGAAUCCGUUCAUUGAGGACCAGGCCGUCGACAGAGCCUAUCGAAUCGGCCAACAACGGGAGGUUCACGUUUACAAAAUUUUGGUUCAAGAAACCAUUGAGGAUCGCAUCAUCGAUUUGCAGAACCUGAAGCGAAACAUUGUCGAGACGGCGCUUGAUGAGACCGAGGGUAAGCAGCUCGCAAGGCUUUCCAUCGACGACCUCAACUACCUUUUCACUGGUCGCCGUGGAGGUGCACGACAACAGUAA
Messenger RNA from Neurospora tetrasperma FGSC 2508, 3633 nucleotides. RefSeq lists its product as uncharacterized. Gene Ontology annotation, molecular function: ATP binding; metal ion binding; ATP-dependent chromatin remodeler activity. Gene Ontology annotation, cellular component: cytoplasm. The transcript is spliced from 2 exons. Lineage: Eukaryota; Fungi; Ascomycota; Sordariomycetes; Sordariales; Sordariaceae. The record is from RefSeq and is a predicted model, not a curated record. The coding region runs from base 1 to 3633 and encodes 1210 amino acids.